Molecule: messenger RNA, 309 nt
Organism: Gryllus bimaculatus (two-spotted cricket)
Lineage: Eukaryota; Metazoa; Arthropoda; Insecta; Orthoptera; Gryllidae
Source: the annotation of a GenBank genome assembly
AUGUAUGACAGUCUCUACGUGUCAAAUAUUCCUAUUAUUCUGAAUUUCAAGAGUGAUAUUCGAAGGAGGAGGAAGAAAAAGAAGAGAAAGAGGAAGAAAAAGAGGAAAAGCAAGAAAAAGAAGAAAGGAAGGAAAAGAGGGAGAGGAAGAAAAAGGGGAAAAGGAAGAAAUGAAGAAGAGGAUGAGGAAGAAAAAGAAGAAGAAGAGGGCGAAGAAGAAGAAGAAGAAGAAGAAGAAGAAGAAGAAGAAGAAGAAGAAGGGAGAUGGGAAGUGGACGGAAAUCACGCGAGUGUCGAAGGCAUCUGCUGA